CAUGCAGCCUUGGCCCCCGCGGUCGCGGAGCCCCAGGGACCUGCCGGCGCAGGAGGAAACGGCCCCAUUGGCCGGCGCCAGCGUGCAUGAGGCCUGGAGUGCUGGAGAGGCGGCGGGGGAGGAGCCAACAGGAGCCCCGCGGGCCAGCCCACAGACCCGGGCCCGAACCCCUUGCUGGACUCCGAGAGCACUGCGGCCCCCAGACCUGGCCGCUGAGCUGACUUGGGGAACCCCGGGAACCCCAGCUCCCGUCGCCCCGCAGAGGGCCUGGGAGGUCAGGCCGGCCAGGGUGACGCUGCUCGAGCCCUGGGAUCCCAACUACCAGGUGACGUGGGGGCCUGGAUGCUCGUCGGGCGCCUCCUUCUCCAGCCGCACCCUGUACCACCCCUCCUUCUGGCCCCUGUACCAGGCGGCGGCCGGCCCGGCCCAGCAGAGUGAGGUCGGCGCCCCCGAGGGGGUCCCCGUGCUCUGCUGCGAAGACAUCUUCCUGUUGGACCCGCUGCUGCCCCGAGGGCAGCGCGUCCCCCUGUACCUGUCGGAGCCCCCGGGGCAGCAGGUCAAGGGCUCAGGGAAGCUGCUGCUGCCGCCCCCCAUCAUGGCCCCUUGGGUCCUGCCCAGCCGCCCGCGGGGCUGCCCCGGGGCCUGGCUCAGCGGGGCCGAGCUCAUUGCCCUCACCGGCCUCCUGCAGAUGAGCCAGGGGCCACCCAGACCCGCCCCGGACCCCUCCGAGGACACCCCCAGUCCCAGUGGCGGCCAGAGCUGCGCUCGGGGCGCCGCCCCAUCCCUGCCCCCUGCCCCCUAGCCCCUGCCCUUGGCAAGUUUGGUUUCUGUGGACAAUAAAACUUCCUGUUGGUUUGCAAACUGGC
This is a messenger RNA of Sorex araneus (European shrew), 866 nucleotides long. RefSeq names its product Sin3A associated protein 25 (gene SAP25). The transcript is spliced from 5 exons. The record is from RefSeq and is a predicted model, not a curated record. Gene Ontology annotation, cellular component: cytoplasm; nucleus. Gene Ontology annotation, biological process: regulation of DNA-templated transcription. Lineage: Eukaryota; Metazoa; Chordata; Mammalia; Eulipotyphla; Soricidae. Bases 2 to 802 code for a protein of 266 amino acids.